Molecule: messenger RNA, 1121 nt
Organism: Balaenoptera ricei (Rice's whale)
Lineage: Eukaryota; Metazoa; Chordata; Mammalia; Artiodactyla; Balaenopteridae
Product: heterogeneous nuclear ribonucleoprotein A1-like
Exons: 1
Coding region: 73-1035 (320 amino acids)
Molecular function (GO): RNA binding
Source: RefSeq, a predicted model, not a curated record
UAGAUUACUUCUUUCUGCCCGUGGACGCCGCCGAGUAAGCAUCGUUGACGUCUCCCCCCCUCCACUGCCGUCAUGUCUAAGUCAGAGUCACCCAAAGAGCCUGAACAGCUGCGGAAGCUCUUCAUCGGAGGUUUGAGCUUUGAAACAACCGAUGAGAGUCUGAGGAGCCAUUUUGAGCAGUGGGGAACGCUCACAGAUUGUGUGGUAAUGAGGGAUCCAAACACCAAAUGCUCCAGAGGCUUCGGGUUUGUCACAUAUGCCACUGUGGAGGAGGUGGAUGAGGCCAUGAAUGCAAAGCCACACAAGGUGGAUGGAAGAGUGGUGGAACCAAAGAGGGCCGUCUCAAGAGAAGAUUCUCAAAGACCUGGUGCCCACUUAACUGUGAAGAAGAUUUUUGUUGGUGGUAUUAAAGAAGACACUGAGGAACAUCAUCUAAGAGAUUAUUUUGAACAGUAUGGGAAAAUUGAAGUGAUUGAAAUCAUGAAUGAUCGAGGCAGUGGCAAAAAGAGAGGCUUUGCUUUCAUAACCUUUGAUGACCAUGACUCUGUAGACAAGAUUGUCAUUCAGAAAUACCACACUGUGAAUGGCCACAACUGUGAAGUAAGGAAAGCCCUAUCUAAGCAAGAGAUGGCUAGUGCCUCAUCCAGCCAAAGAGGUCGAAGUGGUUCUGGAAACUUUGGUGGUGGUCGUGGAGGUGGUUUUGGUGGGAAUGACAACUUUGGUCGUGGAGGAAACUUCAGUGGUCGAGGUGGCUUUGGUGGUAGCCACGGUGGUGGUGGAUAUGGUGGCAGUGGGGAUGGCUAUAAUGGAUUUGGUAAUGAUGGAAGCAAUUUUGGAGGUGGUGGAAGCUACAAUGAUUUUGGCAGUUACAACAAUCAAUCUUCAAAUUUUGGACCUAUGAAAGGAGGAAACUUUGGAGGCAGAAGUUCUGGCCCCUAUGGUGGUGGAGGCCAAUACUUUGCCAAACCCCGAAACCAAGGUGGCUAUGGUGGUUCCAGCAGCAGCAGUAGCUAUGGCAGUGGCAGAUGGUUUUGAUUACUGCCAGGAAACAAAGCUUAGCAGGAGAGGAGAGCCAGAGAAGUGACAGGGAAGCUACAGGUUACAACAGAUUUGUGAACUCA